AUGAAGACUAGUCUGUCCUUUCUAAAGAAAAAUAGUGUCAGAGAGAAGAGGAACCAGGCUGCUACAUCUACAGCUACAUCUACGGCCAUCCAUCAGAGUAAGAGCACACAGGAGCAGGUGGCCGGAAGGAAGGUGGCUCCUCAUUGGAAUCAUCAUGGAAUCACAGUGCAACACAGACUUUACAGUACUUUACAGAAUGUUCCACAUUUUUUGAUUGUAAGUUGUGACACCAAGCAUGAAAACCACAGACGGUGUAAUUUAUUUCCACAGGAUGCAUCUGCAUUAAAGACUAAAGAGCCAUAUAUAAAGUUUUGGCUUUUUGUAUCUGGAAAAACACUGAAUUCCCACAAGCACUUCAUAGCUCAUCUUAAAAAACAAGUUCACCUGCAGGAGGUGUCUACAGAGGAUGAGUGUGAUUUCAUUCUGGGUUUCUGCCCGACUGUGUCACGAUCUGGAACUGACAUUGAAGCAGCAAUGAAAAAGCUGCACAAUAUUCCAGACACCAAGCCUGUAGUCCUGGUGGUGCUCCAUCACACGUUUGAUCCAGAGUGUGUUGUACCAGACAGCAGCAGAUUUGUAAACAGAGAGAAUAUGAUCACAGUCGACUGUCUGUUCUAUGAAGAUUCUGGAUUACUGCAGUGUCAGAAGAAUAAUGAAGCACUGACCAAAACUUUACAAUAUCUGGAGAAAGAACUACAUAUAAAACUGAUAGGACAAGUGGAAGGUGAAAGGUCAGAUCUGGAGCUGGAAACCAGUACAAAUCAACUGGAGAAACUGGGACAGGAGCUGAAGGACAAGCAGAGACAACUACAGGAGAUGAUGAUCAUAGCAGAACAACAGAAAACUGAGUUAACAGAAAAUACACAAAGACUGCAGAUGAAGGACAAGACACUGGAAGAGAAGGAGACACUGCUCAAACAGACAAGAGCUGAACUGGACAAAACAAUGAAGGAAUUAGAAGACAGUCAGAGACACAUGGAGGAGAAAAACACACAACUAGAGAAUCUGAACAAACGGCUGAGGGAGAAAGAAACACAGCUGAAGAACACAGAUAAAGAGCUGGAAACCAGUACAAAUCAACUGGAGACACUGGGACAGGAACUGCAGGACAAGCAGAGACAACUACAGGAGAUGAUGAUCAUAGUGGAGCAACAGAGAACUGAGUUAACAGAAAAAAACAAAGAGCUUGAAGAGAAAGAGAGUCUUCUAACUGAGAGAGACACACAGCUAAUGGAAAAAGACAAACAGCUUCAGGAGAAAGACAGACUUCUAGAGGAGAAAACAAAGCAGCUGCAGGAACAAACAGAUCCAGAAUCAUCAGCCCCCAUCAGGAGAAGACACAGCAAGGAAUUGUUACCUCUACAUAUGAGUGGAGAGACUCAGGACUCAGCACCAAUCAGGAGAAGAAACAGUGUGGAGGGAAAUCGUCCAACAAUGGGUGGAGAAUCGUCUAGUCCUCAUUCUCCAGUGUCGGUUCCUGUAGCAGAACUGAGGCUGGUGCUGCUGGGGAGGACGGGAUCUGGAAAGAGUGCAACAGGAAACACCAUCCUGGGCAGAGAGGAGAAGAACCAGGCUGCUACAUCUACAGCUACAUCUACAGUCACCCAGCAGAGUGAGAGCACACAGGGGGAGGUGACUGGGAGGAAGGUGACUGUGGUGGACACUCCUGACUGGUUCUGUCCUGAACUCUCUCUGGAGAAGCUGAGACAGGACGUGGGACUCUGUGUCCAUCUGUCUGCUCCAGGACCCCACGCCUUCCUCCUGGUCAUACCUAUAAAGCAGCCUACAGGAGAGGAGAGAGGGAUGCUGGAGAAAAUGGAGGAGAUCUUUGGAGAGAGAUGUUGGAGAAACUCCAUGAUCAUAUUCAGUGUUACUGAUGAACUUCAGAAGAAGAACAUUGAGGAGUUUAUCCAAUCAGGAGACCAGGAGGUCCAGAGACUUGUAGAGAAAUGUGGGAACAGGUUUCACUGUCUCAACAUUAAGGAGAGUGGAGAUGGUUCUCAGGUCUCAGAACUGCUGGAGAAGAUAGAGAAGAUGGUGGAAGGAAGUAGAGAGAAAUGUUACAGCAGUGAGAUCUACCUGGAGACAGAAUCUCAGAUUAGAGCCAUGGAGACAAAGAUCCUGAAGAAAAGAGAAGAGAAAAGAAAGAGAGAGGAGAUGGACAUGAAAGAAACAAUAAAGAAGGAGGUGCAGGAUUCUCUGAGAAAGAUAGAGGGAGUGAUCCAGGAGCAUGAAGGAGACAUCAGACAACUUGAUGACCGAACAACUGAACUGGAGAGAAAGAUGAAAGAAGAGAGGGAUGAAGAGAAAAAGAAAGAAUUUGAGAAGGAGCUGAAACGAGAGGUAGAGCGAAGGGCAGAAAUGGAAGAGAAGGUGAAGAAACUAAAAGAAAAGAGAGAGAGGGAGAGGAGAGAGUUGGAGGAGAGACACAAACAGGAGAUGCAGGAGAUCAGGGAGGUGUAUGAAGGAGAGGCCAUGAUGGAGGCAGAGAGAAAGCUCAUGAAACUCAUCCUGCCUGAACUCCAGAGAAAUAUUUUGUCCACAAAAACAAAGAUGCAGGAAGAUUUCAGCAGACAGGUGGAGGAGAAGAACAGAGAGCUGGAGAUUCUUAAACAGAAACUUUCAGAUCUCACAGAUACUCACAGUGUGCUUGAAGAGGUUUAUGAGAAAACGGUCAGAAAAAGCUCAGAACAAGAGAGAGCUGCUCUAAAAGGAGAGGCAUCGAAGGGAAUCUCUCAGAAAUUUAAAGAUUUGUUUCAGUGAGUAACAGAGUUUAUAAAAAUAUAGUAUAUAAAAAUAAUUAUAUUUUUUUAGCAAAAGAAGGACACUGUAAACUAUUUGUCUCUUUACAUUUAAUGUUGAUGUUCAUCCUCAAAACUGCUAGUUACUGUUAUCAUUUACAUUAUAACAGCUUGAAGCAGUUAUUACGCAUUCUUUUCAGUCUUUAAAGGAAAAAAACAACAAAAUUGUAUCUACAGAUUGUUACUGUGAAUGCUGACGGUUUGAUGACAUGACACGGACAUAUUUUUUUGCUGAACUACUCUUUGCUUGUUUUGUAUUGGUAAUUUUUCAUUAGGAUCAUAAGAAUAUAAUGUGGUAUGAUCAUCUGAACAUUAUCAGAACUACAUUAUAAAAACUUGGUUGAAGUUUCUGUAAAUACUUUGAUCUUUCUAUUUUGCCAUAUUUGACAUUAUUGAUUAAAGCCACAAAGCAUUUGCAUUAAAAGUUCAUUGAGAAUAUUUGUCCAAAUUUGUACAUUUUACAAAAUAUCACCUGGUGCAACCCUCUGUAACAGACCAUUUUGAGACUUUUGGCUUUCAUGGAUUUCGUGUUUUAUAUCUCAAUAAGACUGAUAUUUUAUUUACAUUUUGUUUAUUAGCAAAAUGUAUUUGUAAAAAUAUUUAUUUAUCAGUGACAUAUUUAUUUGAUUGUGCAUACUGUAUGAAUAAAUUUAUAUAUGUAUGUAUGUCUAUAAUUAUUUAGUAUUUCAUUUUAACCUGUUUAUAUACCACUAAGUUGCAAAAGAAUCACCGACUCUACUGCUAGAGCUAAGUAUCUUGCUAGAAGAAGAGAUAAAAGAAAACAAUUACUAGUACAUGAUGUUAAUAUUUUAAACAUUAUUGUAUUUCUAAUUCGCUGAUUAGGAGAUUUUUUUUUAGCAUGUUACUCAUAGUCCUCAUAUGUAUUUUUCUCUCAUUUCCACUUAAAAUGUCUUAGCUUUAUUACAAACAAAAUCUCUGUUCUGAUUGGCUGCCCUGUAUCACGCAUCCUUAACCCACUAAUCAAAGAUGAGUCUACGUUUAUUAUCACUUCAGUGUAAAUGGCCGCUGCUGUGGACUAAAUCACAGUGAUAUGGAAAUGUGGAAUCAUUAAAACAUGGACUGUAAUUACUGCGGUAAAUGAAAUUUUGACUAUGUUUACAUUGUACAUCAACAUUUUAUGAAUAAAAAAUGUACCUUUUUUCUCAUCUAUCAUAAAGAAUACAUCUAAAAUGGUCAGUCUACUUCCUGUCAUGAAUUUGUAUUUGUUCAAGAGCGAAACAGAGAGCUGAAUAAUACAUUACACCCCAUCCAUGUAAAGUACAAAGUGGUUUUAACAUCUAUCACACUUUUUUAUAUAAAAGUUUAACGUGUAUUUUAGCUAAAGAGUGUCUGUGUGAUUUCAGUCCUGGUUUAUUGUGUAUUAAUAUUUAGAUUUUUAAUCGUGUGUGAUGUUCCCAUCAUUUGAUUUGAUUAUAUAUCAUGCUGUAUAAUUGUUCUGUGAUACAAUCCAUACAGUCAUUCUGAAUGGUAGUCUUCUCCACAGGCCCGUGCACACAUAGACAUCAUAGGGGGCUUGAGCACCUGCCCUUUUUCUUCUUCCUUUUAU
Molecule: messenger RNA, 4368 nt
Organism: Hemibagrus wyckioides
Lineage: Eukaryota; Metazoa; Chordata; Actinopteri; Siluriformes; Bagridae
Product: trichohyalin-like
Exons: 9
Coding region: 1-2763 (920 amino acids)
Molecular function (GO): GTP binding
Source: RefSeq, a predicted model, not a curated record